CUUUUGACAUCAAUAAAUGCUAGUGAGUACUGUGGGUGCGGGUUGAACGGUCGCGGUGUCGUCGGGUCGUGCGUAAUCGGUCGUUUUAAAUUUGAACUCUAACUUAUAAUUAAUUAACAAUAUGAGCAUUGAUGCACUUCUACAAGCAGCGGAAUUCUUGGAGAGAAGAGAAAGAGAAGCUGAACAUGGAUACGCAUCUUCAUUACCAAUGCCGGAUGAUCUCAAAUCUAUGGCGAAAAGGCCAAAGUCGAAAAAUUCUCGGGGCAGUCAGGGAUACAGGGAGAAGCACCACAGCAUAAGUAGCAGCAGUGGCAUUAGCACGGCGAGCAGUAGCAGCGGCAGCAGUAGAAGCGGCGAGCGGGGAGAACGGGGCGAGCGAGGAGAACGGGGCGAGCGGGACCACCACCACCACCGGCGGAGCCACCACCGCGACAGUGACCUCCUGGACAGCGGCAGCUUCCGGCGCUCCCUCUCGCCGGGCGACAGAACGACCCACAACGAGCUGGAGAAAAACAGGAGGGCGCAUUUGAGGAAUUGCCUCGAGAAACUCAAAGAAAUCGUGCCUCUCGGCCACGACUCGGCCCGACACACAACGCUCGGGCUGCUUACCAAAGCGAAAAGUUUUAUAAAGACCCUGGAACGUCAGGAGCGAAAGAACUCGUCGCACAAGGACCAGCUGCGGCGGGAACAGCGCUACCUGGGGCGGCGCUUGGAACAGCUUGGCGGGUCGUACGCCACUGCGCUCGCUAUGGGCGGCAUGCAGCCCCAGAACGUGUCCAAGCGGCGGUCCGUCAGCGAGUGCUCCACGUCCACGGUAUCGAGCACCUCGUCAGUCUCGUCAUCCGUCUCGUCCAUCUCAGAGUCAGAUGAGGUGGACGUGAUCGGGUACACGAGCACCCAGAGCGACACCGACGACCACUCGAGUGUUCAGAGCGCGUCCAGUGACAGCGGCGUCACCAUGUCCACUUCACGACUCACUUUGUCGGAAAUGGAAAUGGAGAUGAUGGUCUAGUUGGGACGUGACAAUACCGUGAGAUGGGCGCGCUGCAGGGAUCUGCCGCUCCGUACCAACGUACUACAGUAUAUUACAACACAUCUGUCUAGUCAGCUGCAUGCCUGCAAUGCCUUCACAAUGUAAAUUAUUUACUAUGUAAAUUGUACAUAUUUUUUUAAAG
Messenger RNA from Frankliniella occidentalis (western flower thrips), 1175 nucleotides. RefSeq names its product max-interacting protein 1. Gene Ontology annotation, biological process: regulation of transcription by RNA polymerase II. NCBI's taxonomy places the organism in Eukaryota, Metazoa, Arthropoda, Insecta, Thysanoptera, Thripidae. The transcript has 8 exons. Bases 122 to 1012 code for a protein of 296 amino acids. Gene Ontology annotation, molecular function: DNA-binding transcription factor activity, RNA polymerase II-specific; protein dimerization activity; RNA polymerase II cis-regulatory region sequence-specific DNA binding. The record is from RefSeq and is a predicted model, not a curated record.